Aspergillus terreus NIH2624 is the source of this 3597-nucleotide messenger RNA. RefSeq lists its product as uncharacterized. Gene Ontology annotation, molecular function: transmembrane transporter activity. The record is from RefSeq and is a predicted model, not a curated record. The transcript is spliced from 6 exons. NCBI's taxonomy places the organism in Eukaryota, Fungi, Ascomycota, Eurotiomycetes, Eurotiales, Aspergillaceae. The coding region runs from base 1 to 3597 and encodes 1198 amino acids. Gene Ontology annotation, biological process: transmembrane transport.
AUGGACGAUCGCUAUCGCAUCGUCAAGACCGUCACUCCCGGCGGUGGCAUGGCUUCCAGCGACAUGCACGAGUUCAUGCCCAUCAACGACGGCAAGACCGCGCUGAUGACCGUCUACCAGCAACGACAGUUCGACAUGAGCCUCUGGAACGUCAAGACCGGCAUGGGCUGGCUGAUGGAGAGCAUCUUCCAGGAGGUUGACGUCGAAACCAACGAGGUCCUGUUCGAAUGGAAGUCGCUCGACCACGUCGACCCGUCCGCCAGCUACACCUACCCGCACCACACCGACACCUCGGGCACCGGCUUGGAGCCGCGCUCGCCGUGGGACUACUUCCACAUUAACUCCAUCGACAAGAACGCGCACGGCGACUACCUGAUCUCGUCGCGCCACACGUGCGCCAUCUACAAGAUCUCAGGCGUAGACGGGUCGAUCAUCUGGCAGCUCCACGGGGCGAAGCCGUCCUUCAAGAACAUCAACUUCAGCUUCUCCCAGCAGCACGAUGCGCGAUGGCUGCACGAGAACGGCACCCACACGCUGCUGUCGCUAUACAAUAACGGCUACAACGGCUUCAACCGGACGCACGCGUACUCGUCCGGCAUGAUCAUCCUCAUCGACCAUGUGGCGGGCACGGCGACCCAGCUGCACGACUACGCGCCGCCCGGCAAGGACAUGAUCAGCUCCAGUCAGGGCAACAUGCAGGUGCUGCCGAACCGCCACGUGUUCAUGGGCUGGGGCAACAACGCUUAUGUGUCAGAGCACGAUGCGAACGGCGAGCUACUACUCUGGGGCUACAUCGACAAGGGCAGUAUCAUGAACUACCGCGCCCAGAAGUUCAAGUGGGAUGCCACGCCCACGGACGUACCGGCCUUGUGGACGUAUGCGCGGACGACAGAUCCGCAAUCGUCGACGACCUUCUACGUCAGCUGGAACGGGGCCACGCGCGUGCGCUACUGGCGGUUCUACGGGGCCUGGAACAACACAGGGCCGUACAGUGUGCUCGAUGAGGUGCCCAAGAAGGGGUUCGAGACGGUCUAUACGUGGCCGCACUUCUACCAGUGGACGUACGCUGAAGCCGUCGACCUCGAGGGGAAGGUGCUGGCCAAGUCGCGGAACAAGUUUACCUUUACGCCGUCGCCGGAGCUGCAGGGCUACUGUACCGACCAAGGGUGCGAGAACGCUGUGGCGUACGGUCUCCCUGGCGAAGCCGAGGCGGAACCGUUUAUCCCUCCGCCGGGCAUCAACACGGUGCCGUGGAUUGACCCUGAGCAUCCAGAGGCACACUUUGACUGGGGACAGGUGGGCGGCCCGGAGACGGCGCUGGAGAGUGCGACGGGGGCGUUGGAGGACGCGUAUCAUACCGGCUGGGUGGCGCCCGUCGCGGGGGCGAUUGUGGCGAUUGUUGACGACUUUGCAUACCUGAACACGUACUACUCCAUUAGUACUCUUGGUCAGCGGCAUGGAUAUACGCCGAGCUCGGUGCCCAUCCGCAUUCCUGUGGAUAUUUCUCCGCCCUCGAUGCCUGUUCCCAAAUCGGCGUCUCAGGGAACCAACCAUCAAUCCUUUUCGGGCUCCUCUUCCACCGUCACGCCCUCGACGAUUGCUCCUGUUCCCUCCGAAACUCCCUCCGCCUCUUCCUCCGCCGUCCCUCUGCCCAAGAAGAAUCGGAAUGCCCGUCACUCCCGGGCGACUUCUUGGACAUCCGGUCACGAUCAAGGCGGCGAACCCUCAACCUCCGAGUUCCCCUCGUCCCAGCAGCGGCGUCGGCGAGAAUCCAACCUCUCCUUAGACGACGUCUCGGAGGGCUCGUCCGGACGCUACGACUACGACGACGACGACGCCCACGACCCCACGGCCAAAAUGGCCCUCCGCAACACCUCCUUCGAACACCACGGGCACGUCCGCAGUCGCUCCCAGAGUCAACCCAUGAUUGCGCCCAUGGGCGAGCGGGAGAUCGCGUCGGCACGGCCGCACCGGCCCGCCCCCGUCACCUGGAUGUCUCUACCCCGGAAGAAACAGCUGGCGCUCCUCGGGCUCUGUCGCGUCUUCGAUUUCCUGCAGAUCGCCUCCUUGCAGGCGUACAUGUUCUACCAGCUGAAGUCCUUCGACGAGACGCUGUCCGACUCUGACGUGUCCACCCAGGCCGGUAUCCUCCAGGGUGCCUUCACCGCGGCCCAGUUCGCGACCGCCAUCCCCUGGGGUCGUGUCGCCGAUGCCGAAUGGGGCGGACGGAAGUUCGUCCUCUUAGUCGGUCUGUUGGGGACCGCCGCCUCGUGUAUCGGCGUCGCCUUCUCCACGUCAUUCGCGCAGGCCGUGUUCUGGCGUUCUUUUGGCGGCGCCAUCAACGGCACGGUGGGCAUCAUCCGGACCAUGAUUGCUGAGAACGUCAAGGAAAAGAAGUAUCACUCUCGAGCGUUUUUGAUUCUCCCUAUUGGUUUCAAUAUUGCGUCAUUAUUUGGCCCUGUGAUGGGCGGCAUGCUGUCCGAUCCGGUCAAGGCCUACCCCCGCCUGUUCGGUCCCAAUUCCUCUUUUGGCGGCGAGCACGGGGUCGAAUGGCUCAUGCACUAUCCCUACGCAUUGCCUAUGUUGGCAAAUGCCAUCUUCCUCUCGUUCGCUGCGUUCUGUGUGGGUCUGGGGCUGGAAGAGACCCUGGACGCUUGUAAGGGCAAGCCUGGUCUGGGAAUCUUCACGAUGAGACUCUUCGCCCGCGCUAUUCGUGCGCUGGUCCCUUCGUCGUCUCCUCUCUACCAGAGACUGCCAUUCGCGGACUACGAAGAGGAGGGGCCGUUGUUGCGCCACCAUGUCAACGAGAGCUACGAGCUCGAAGAGAAGGCCGCCAAACCGACGCGACACGCCCGCAUCUUGCCCUUCCGGAGACUGUGGACCAAGAAUGUCCUGUGCACGCUGUUGGCCCAGGCUUUCUUUGACUUCCAAAUGGGUGCCUUCAACAACCUGUGGUUGCUGUUCCUGUCGACCCCUCGCUAUGAUCCCAACGACCCAGCGAGUCCCGCGCGCAAUUUGCCUUUUAUCUUCACGGGUGGCCUGGGCAUGCUGCCGCAGAGCGUUGGAUUCGCCACGGCCAUCCUAGGAGUGAUUGGCAUGCUCCUGCAGUUUACCAUCUACCCCACGAUCAACGGACGACUGGGCACGGCCAAGAGCUACCAGUACUUCCUCACCCUCUUCCCGCUGGCCUACGCAUUUGCGCCGUACAUUGCCCUCGCACCAUCCAGCACACCGCCCCCCGGACAGGCCAAUGGCUUCUGGGUGUGGUUCUCCAUCAUUGUCGUCCUGUUCCUGCAGGUCACAGCGCGAACCUUCACGCUGCCGACCUCGAUCAUUCUGCUCAACAACUGCUCGCCCCACCCCUCGGUGCUGGGGACAAUCCACGGCAUCGGUCAGUCGGUCUCCUCGGCGUUUCGGACCAUUGGCCCAAUCUUCUCGGGUGCGUGGUAUGGCACCGGUCUGGAGAUGGGCGUGGUCGGCUUUGCGUGGUGGCUGAUCGCGCUUGUGUCGGUGUUUGGCUGCGUCGCCGCCAUCUUCGUCUACGAAGGAUCGGGUCACGAGAUUUUCCUCCCCGGAGAGGAAGAAGAAUUUCACUGA